CACCAUGUUAAAAUGAAGUUUGCAUAAUAGGUUCCCUUUUUGAAGGUUUUGGAAGCAAAUAGGAACUAUUCGGUGGGAUGGCCCUUAACCAUUAGGGAACCUUGUGUGAUUUUCACCGAAAUAUUUGACUUCUCUCAUUUUUCUCUACCAAUCCUCACUCAUGAAGACUGUUGGUGUUGAUCAGAUACCAUGCGAGUCUAUAAUUUAUUUAUCAUUUAUUUGUGCCGAUCGGCUAUUUCAAAGGAAAAUAUGUCAGCUUACCUUAUACUGUAGACGCACGUUAUUUUUCCGUAUUAUUUCCCUCCUCUCGCCGCUUCACUCUCCAGUUCAGCGGGUGGCGCAAAGACACACAGGUUUGUUUGCCAAACACCAUUAAACCUCAGAGGAAGAAGAUUAGCGUCAGCGGGGUAUCUGUUGUUUUGUUUUGAUGCUGGUUUAAUACAAACAGUUAGAAAUGUUGUUUCUGUAAAUAGAAAAAUAAAAUUUUUGAAUCAGGUCAAUAUCUGGAGAAAUAUCAUCUGAACUGAGAUCUGCUGCUGUGAAGAUGGAGUUUGUUAAAGAGGAGAGUGAAGAGAACACGAGUGAACCAGAAACCUGGAGAAUAAAACACGAGGAACCAGAAACCUGGAGAAUAAAACACGAGGAACCAGAAACCCGGAGAAUAAAACACGAGGAACCAGAAACCCGCAUAUCUCACGAGGAACAAGGAGGCCAGAUGAAAAUGAAAGAAGAAAGACGAGAUCUGAAUGAGCUGGAGGAGAAAUAUCAGGAUCCGAAAGAUCAUGAUGUCAAUGGAGAAAAAUCAGCAAGUUGCAGCAUUAAAAAAACAGAAGUCAAAAGGCAUUUCUGCUGCUCUCAGUGUGGAAACACUUUCACAUGUAACAGAAAUCUUAAGGAUCACUUGUUAGUUCAUGCUGGAAUAAAGCCUUUCAGCUGCUCUCAGUGUGAAAAGAGUUUUACACAGAAAGCAAGCUUAAAGAAUCACAUGCUAAUUCAUGCUGGAAUAAAGCCUUUCAGCUGCUCUCAGUGUGGAAAGAGUUUCAUAUGUAACAGAAAUCUUAGGGAUCACAUGUUAAUUCAUGCUGGAAUAAAGCCUUUCAGCUGCUCUCAGUGUGGAAAGAGUUUUACACAGAAAGCAAGCUUAAAGAAUCACAUGUUAAUUCAUGCUGGAAUAAAGCCUUUCAGCUGCUCUCAGUGUGGAAAGAGUUUUACACAGAAAGCAAGCCUUAAGGAUCACAUGUUAAUUCAUGCUGGGGUAAAGCCUUUCAGCUGCUCUGAGUGUGGAAAGAGUUUUACACAUAAAGUAAACCUUGAGAAGCACAUGUUAAUUCAUUCUGGGAUAAAGCCUUUCAUCUGCUCUGAGUGUGGAAAGAGUUUUACACAUAACGUAUGUCUUAAGAGGCACAUGUUAAUUCAUACUGGGAAAAAGCCUUUCUCCUGCUCUCAGUGUGGAAAGAGUUUUACAUAUGAAUCAAGUCUUAAGAGGCACAUGUCAGUUCAUACUGGGAAAAAGUCUUUUAACUGCUCUCAGUGUGGAAAGACUUUUACACAAGAAGGACAACUUAAGACUCAUUUGGUAGCUCACACUUCAUAAAAGCCUUUCAGCUCCUCUCAGUGUGGAAAGAGUUUCAUAUGUAACAUAAACCUUAAGGAUCACAUGUUAAUUCAUGCUGGAAUAAAGUCUUUCAUCUGCUCUGAGUGUGGAAAGAGUUUUACACAGAAAGCAAGCUUAAAGAAUCACAUGUUAAUUCAUGCUAGAAUAAAGUCUUUCAUCUGCUCUGAGUUUGGAAAGAGUUUUACACAAGAAGGACAACAUAAGGCUUAUUUGGUAGCUCACACUUCAUAAAAGCCUUUCACCUGCUCUCAGUGUGGAAAGUCUUUGGCACGUAAGUGAUACCUUGAGACUCACAUGUUAAAGGGGUCAUCGGAUGCCCAUUUUUCACAAGUUUAUAUGAUUCUUUAGGGUCUUAAUAAAAAGUCUAUAACAUACUUUGGUUAAAAUUUCUCAGUUGUAGUGUAAAACACUAUUUUUACCCCGUCAAAAUAACCUCUGUUUACAGCAAGCCGUUUCGGUGCAUGUUCCUUUAAAUGCUAAUGAGCUCUGUUAAACCCGCCUCUCGCAUCAGUGGGGCAACAAGCCACUCUCAUGAGACUGUAAACUUUAGCCACAUUUAGCUGCAGAACUUGCUAACUAGCACAUUAUUAGGAAAAGCAAUUUGCAAAGAUUCAUAAAAACAACCUUAUACUCCCUUCUGUUGGAGAGGCUUGAUCACAAAUGAUUUGCACGUAUUUAGGUAGAUUGGGGGCACAUUCACUUCAAAAACAAGAUUAAGCCGUCUUCUGCUGCUCAGAUGUCAGGAGUAAAUGAUGACUGCUGUGUUAAUAUUUACAUUCAGUUCAAUUCAAUUUCAUUUGUAUAGUGCUUUUCACGAUGCCAAUCAUUGCAAAGCAGCUUUACAGAAAAUAUUACGUUUCUACUAGGGUUGGGCGAUA
Cyprinus carpio (common carp) is the source of this 2493-nucleotide messenger RNA. Its product is annotated as gastrula zinc finger protein XlCGF8.2DB-like. NCBI's taxonomy places the organism in Eukaryota, Metazoa, Chordata, Actinopteri, Cypriniformes, Cyprinidae. Gene Ontology annotation, molecular function: DNA-binding transcription factor activity, RNA polymerase II-specific; RNA polymerase II cis-regulatory region sequence-specific DNA binding. Bases 545 to 1594 code for a protein of 349 amino acids. The record is from RefSeq and is a predicted model, not a curated record. Gene Ontology annotation, biological process: central nervous system development; regulation of transcription by RNA polymerase II. The transcript has 3 exons. Gene Ontology annotation, cellular component: nucleus.